Penaeus vannamei (Pacific white shrimp) is the source of this 1107-nucleotide messenger RNA. Lineage: Eukaryota; Metazoa; Arthropoda; Malacostraca; Decapoda; Penaeidae. The record is from RefSeq and is a predicted model, not a curated record.
AUGCUGGCAGCAGGUUGGAGCGACGGGACGGUGGUUGUGUACAACGUAGAAUCCGUAGAUGCAAUAAGAGCAGUUGCUUCCACGGCCAUGAACGGCAAGCACAUUCUUCCUGUGUGUAAGGUCAAGUGGGUACACACUGACCCUGGCGAAGACCUCUCCCUCUUCUCUGUGGCAAAAGAUGGUCGCCUCACACAGUGGUACUUCGGCGACUCUCGGUUAAAAUCCAAAGACAUUUUCAGCUUCACUCAGGACUUCAAAAGUGAUAAAAGUUCUUUUGAAGGUUGGAAUGUUUAUGCUUGGUUUUCUCCGUGCUGCUUGUAUCAUAUACCUGUCAACUGCUAUAACCCAUGCCUAAUUUUUGCGAUCAGAUCAACAAUUGCCCCAUGGAAUCGUUUCUUGUGCCAGGUCGCCUACUUCGGUGAUUUAUUUCCUGUGGAUUACGCACUUCAGUCUCAAUCUCAGUAUGGGAAUCUCAGCACAGGUACGUGUAUAGACUUCAGACCGGACAAUGAAAGCGAACUCCUUGUGGGAAUCGACACCGGACUCGUUAUCCAGUGUUCUGUGUCCUGUUCGUCGCACACCUUUAUCCGGUACCCCGCCCACUCUGCGCCCGUGAGAGACGUGGGCUGGAACAAGUAUUAUUACAAGAUCUUCAUCUCUUGUUCCGUGGACUGGUCGGUUAAAGUCUGGCUCCAGGAUACUACGACGCCCCUUAUCACCCUGGACAUGGGAGGUUCCGUGGCCGCCGCGAGUUGGUCAGCCUUCAGCAGCAGCGUCUUCGUGGCGGUGACGGACGAAGGUCGAAUAUACGUGUACGACCUCCACGUCCGGCAGUCACGGCCACUGUGCGUCCAGAGCGUGAUGCAGAAGCGGCGCGUGGUGAUGACGAGCCUCUCCUUCAACACGUAUCACCCGAUCAUCCUCAUCGGCGGCGAAAAAGGCCACCUGAUAUCCCUCAAGCUCUCGCCAAAUCUGCGGCAGGUAAACAAGGAUCCGCGAGACAUGGAGGAGAUGUCGCACAAGGAAGUGGAAAUGUGCAAGAUGGAGAGACUCAUCGCCGUGAACAAGGGGUAGAUUGGUGGCCUUACGCUGCUAUAGGACUCAGGG